Messenger RNA from Carassius carassius (crucian carp), 1434 nucleotides. Its product is annotated as zinc finger protein 501-like. Lineage: Eukaryota; Metazoa; Chordata; Actinopteri; Cypriniformes; Cyprinidae. Gene Ontology annotation, molecular function: RNA polymerase II cis-regulatory region sequence-specific DNA binding; DNA-binding transcription factor activity, RNA polymerase II-specific. Gene Ontology annotation, biological process: regulation of transcription by RNA polymerase II. The transcript has 2 exons. The coding region runs from base 59 to 1306 and encodes 415 amino acids. The record is from RefSeq and is a predicted model, not a curated record.
ACACCAAAAAGUGAGAUCAACACGACUCACUAUUAUUACGAUACGAGGAUAUUAAGACAUGAAGAUUGAAGAAAUAUUCAGUGUCCAACAUAAAGAUACAGAGGAACAAACAAAGAUGGAGUUUAUUAAAGAGGAGAGAGAAGAAAUGAAGAUUGAAGACACAUUCAGAGUCAAACAUGAAGAGACUGAGACACACACUGUUAUAAAGAUGGAGUUUAUUAAAGAGGAGAGAGAAGACGUGAAGAUUGAAGACACAUUCAGAGUCAAACAUGAAGAUACGGAUGAACAAACAGACCUGAUGGUGCUGAAAGAGGAGAGUCAAGAACUGAUUGAAAUGGAAGAGAGAGAUCAAUAUAAGAAUCAACAUAAUUUUAUAACUGGAGAAACAUCUUUGAGUUGCUCACAGACUGAAAUAAGUUCCACAAGAAAAAUGGAUCAAAAGACCAGAAGUAGUAGUUAUAUCACCUGCCAACAGUGUGGAAAGUGUUUAAGUAAAAAAAAAGGUAUUAAAAGACACAUGAGAAUUCACACAGGAGAGAAGCCCUAUGCCUGCCAUCAUUGUGGAAAGUGUUUCAGUCAAAAAGUAACUCUUAAAAGCCACAUUAGAAUUCACACUGGAGAGAGGCCUUUCAUAUGCCCUCAGUGUGGAAAGAGUUUCACUCAUUCUGGAAACCUUGGAGACCACAUGAGUGUUCACACUGGAGAGAAGCCUUAUUCCUGCCAACAGUGUGGAAAAAGUUUCAACCGGAAAAGUAGUCUUAAUUGUCAUAUGACAGUUCACAGUAGAGAGAGUCUUUUCACCUGCCAACAGUGUGGAAUAAGUUUCACUCAAAAAGGAAGCCUUAACCAACACAUGAGAAUUCACAAUGGAGAGCAGCCUUACACGUGCCAACAGUGUGGAAAUAGUUUUGAUCAACAUGAAAAUCUUAAAGUCCAUAUGAGAACUCAUAGAGAGAAACCCUACAUAUGCCCUCUGUGUGGAAAGAGUCUCAGUCAAAAACAACACUUUGAAAACCACAUGAGAAUUCACUCUGGAGAUAAACCCUACACAUGCACUCAGUGCGGAAAGAGUUUCAAUUACAAACGACACUUUGAAGACCACUUAAGAACUCACACUGGAGAGAAGCCUUUCAUCUGCCAACAAUGUGGAAAAAGUUUCAAUAUGAAGGGAAGCCUUAACAGGCACAUGAGAGUUCACACUGGAGAGAAGCCGUUUACAUGUGGUCACUGCGGAAAGAGUUUCAAAAAUAAAGCAGCACUUAAGUACCACAUGAGUUUUCACAAAGCAGAGAGCAGUUUUAUAUAAUCUGUCGAAUUGUGGAAAUUUUCACAGACAGGAAACAUUGUUAAGAAUCAUGUUAUAACACCAAAGAGAAGGCUGAUCGGAUCAUAAAUAAACAGACUUCGUAUGACCAUCUCUUUUUCCACUUUCGA